Messenger RNA from Staurois parvus, 306 nucleotides. The record is from the annotation of a GenBank genome assembly. NCBI's taxonomy places the organism in Eukaryota, Metazoa, Chordata, Amphibia, Anura, Ranidae.
GAGAGCUGUGACUGGUCACAGCUUGUCACAUGGUACAAGGCUGUUGUAAAUAGCCUUGUACCAUGUGACCUCUGUGAUCAUUCACAGAUUUUACACGUAGUAAGCAAUGAUGUCAGAAGUGACAUCUUGCUUACUACUAUUCAUGUGAUCACUGAUUGGCCAAUUAGUGAUCACAUGAUCGGGACCUCACACAGAGUCCCAUACAGCGAUCAGUGUUCCGCUGUGUCCGGAGGACACAGAGGGCACCAGAUUGCGGUGCUCCGCGCUACCAGGGAGUGCGCACAGGGGUUGGGUGGCCGUUUAUAA